This is a messenger RNA of Echinops telfairi (small Madagascar hedgehog), 1370 nucleotides long. RefSeq names its product neuronal differentiation 6 (gene NEUROD6). The record is from RefSeq and is a predicted model, not a curated record. NCBI's taxonomy places the organism in Eukaryota, Metazoa, Chordata, Mammalia, Afrosoricida, Tenrecidae. Gene Ontology annotation, biological process: regulation of DNA-templated transcription; nervous system development. The transcript is spliced from 2 exons. Gene Ontology annotation, molecular function: protein dimerization activity. Bases 165 to 1178 code for a protein of 337 amino acids.
CAUCAAUGUCACUUUUUAGAGAUCAAUGAGAUAGUGCAGAUAUACACAGAUCUAGAGACUCCAGGAGACGAUGCGACACACAGCCUGAAAAGAUUUGGAAGACCCAAAAUGAGAACUGAUUAUUGAAUGAAAUUAAAACCUAAGGUAAUUUAAGCUUAGAGACCAUGUUAACGCUACCGUUUGAUGAGUCCGUGGCAAUGCCAGACUCGCAGAUGUGCAGAAAGUUUUCGAGAGAAUGUGAGGACCCGAAGCAAAUUAAGAAACCAGAGAGCUUUUCCAAACAGAUUGUCCUUCGAGGAAAGAACAUCAAAAGGGCCCCCGGAGAGGAAACUGAGAAAGAAGAGGAGGAGGAAGAUAGAGAAGAAGAAGAUGAAAACGGGUUGCCCCGGAGAAGGGGUCUGAGGAAAAAAAAGACCACCAAGCUCCGGCUGGAGAGAGUCAAGUUCCGGAGGCAGGAAGCGAACGCGCGCGAGAGGAACCGGAUGCACGGCCUCAACGACGCUCUGGACAAUCUGCGCAAAGUGGUCCCCUGUUACUCCAAAACGCAAAAACUCUCCAAAAUAGAAACGUUACGCCUAGCCAAAAACUACAUCUGGGCACUUUCUGAGAUCCUGAGAAUCGGCAAGAGACCCGAUCUGCUCACGUUUGUCCAAAACUUAUGCAAAGGUCUUUCCCAGCCAACGACAAACUUGGUGGCAGGCUGCUUGCAGCUCAACGCCAGGAGCUUCCUGAUGGGUCAGGGUGGGGAGGCUGCGCACCACCCCAGGUCGCCCUACUCUACUUUCUACCCACCCUACCACAGCCCCGAGCUCGCCACCCCGCCAGGGCACGGAACUCUUGAUAAUUCCAAGUCCAUGAAGCCCUACAAUUAUUGCAGUGCGUAUGAAUCCUUCUAUGAGAGCACUUCCCCCGAGUGUGCCAGCCCUCAGUUUGAAGGUCCCUUAAGUCCUCCCCCAAUUAACUAUAAUGGGAUAUUUUCCCUGAAGCAAGAAGAAACCUUGGACUAUGGCAAAAAUUACAAUUACGGCAUGCAUUACUGUGCAGUGCCGCCCAGGGGUCCCCUUGGGCAGGGCGCCAUGUUCAGGUUGCCGACCGACAGCCACUUCCCUUACGACUUACAUCUGCGCAGCCAAUCUCUCACCAUGCAAGAUGAAUUAAAUGCAGUUUUUCAUAAUUAAUGAGGAAAAUGAAAAUAAACAGUGGUCAUUCACCUCUCCCCCCCCCCUGCCCCCGUCUAAUUAAGACAAGGCAGAUGCUUGUGGGCUGAGUAAUUGGCACAACUCGAUCUAAGGUGUUUCCUAGUUUCUGAAGUGCGUUACAACUAUUGUGAGAAUUUUUUUAUGUAAUAAUAAAUCUUUUUCGUAUGAGAA